Messenger RNA from Macrosiphum euphorbiae (potato aphid), 1245 nucleotides. The record is from the annotation of a GenBank genome assembly. NCBI's taxonomy places the organism in Eukaryota, Metazoa, Arthropoda, Insecta, Hemiptera, Aphididae.
AUGGAACUAUUCAUUAAAACAGAAAUAAAGGCCAUCGUGGCCGAAGGUGCGUUCGGUAAAAAUUGUAACUUAGUGUCGUUCAACGUGUAUAAUGAAAAUAUUGAAAAAAAAGAAUGGAAGUACAAAGCAAUAUUUGGGGACAUUGUCACAUCAGACGAAAACCAUUACUCCGUUUUGAUCAAGUUAAAAAAUCGCGAUCAAACGAUACGUGAUAGUUCUGAAUCUGAUGUACUAUUCCAAAAUGAAUUAAACUUUUAUGAAAAGAUCAUACCAUUCUUAUUAGAGUGUCGUGGACCGUUGGUAAAUGGAGUAAAUGCUCUGUCUUUACCACGGUUUUUUUAUGGUCGUAACAACGGCGGCGAAUUAGCGGAAAAGGAUUUAAUUAUUUUCGAAAAUGUCAAUACCUUAUGCUACCAUUUUACCGAAGACCAAAUUUUCCUGGACAACAAUCAUUUAAUCAUUGCACUUCAGGCUAUUGCAAAGUUUCACGGGCUGUCGUACAUAGCCAAACACAAAAAUGCCAGCAGAUUUCGAGACAUGAUGGCCGACGUCCAAGACCUGCAGUUUGACGGAAACGGCCACUGGAUGGCCCAAAAUGACAUGUUGAAGAGGAUGGGCAAACGCAGCGUGGACCGACUGUUGGAGCGUGACGGGGGACGGUACCGUGACCACGAGCAGUUGCACCGCUUGAACAAGCUGUUCGACGACGCCACCGAAACACUGCGGCGCGCGUUGGGCGCCCACGAACCCCUGUCCGUCCUGUGCCACGGAGACUAUAGCCGUGGUAGCGUCAUGUUCCAAUACGACGAUUGCGGGCGCCCGUCCGACGCGCUCGUCAUGGACUUCUUCGAAUUGCGUUACGGGUCACCCGCGCUGGACCUGUCGCUGUUCCUGUACACGACCACCACACAGCAGGUACGCGAGACUCACUGGGACAACCUGCUUGACGCGUACUGGACCGCGCUGACCGCCGCCGUCCCGCCCGGCGUCCGAUUCCCGGAUCGCGCCGAACUGGACGCCGAGAUGGCCGCGUCCGCCAUCGUCGGGUUCGUGGGGGCGUCGUUUAUUUUGCCAUACAAGCUGCGGGAUAACAGUGACCCUUUGUUGGACUCAAUGGUGACCAGCGAAGACCCUGUCGACUACUUUCUGGUGUUGGGUGGUGAUGUGGGCACCGAGUGUUUGGCUGACCUGGUUCAGCACAUGGUCGACAUGGCAUACACGCAGCCUUGUAAAGCACUCGGUUAA